Molecule: messenger RNA, 1392 nt
Organism: Spizellomyces punctatus DAOM BR117
Lineage: Eukaryota; Fungi; Chytridiomycota; Chytridiomycetes; Spizellomycetales; Spizellomycetaceae
Exons: 5
Coding region: 1-1320 (439 amino acids)
Source: RefSeq, a predicted model, not a curated record
AUGAACACUUGUUCGACCGAGGGGCCUUCUACGUCCCAAGAGUCGCUCCCGCGACGUCAGGUACUCAUAAACGUAACUGGGGACGAUCCAGACGACGAAGAGCAACAGGAGAUUUUUAAGCAAGACGAGGCCUUUUGGAAAAUAGUAUUUGACGCAUUUGGCCAAGAGCCGACUGGCACAUCGGACCCUCAAUCUGCUGCGACCACCGGGGACGUCCCAGCAGCCUCACGUUUUUCUACAACCGAUGACACUCUCGCUAAAUUUAUUCCUCCCCAACGAUCGGCCACAGCAUGUCCCAAUGCUGCAAAAACGAUUCUGAAGUAUCUGCCCGGAGCGAUAACAUCCACGUUAUAUGAAGCGGAAAGUUUUGCGCCAACAGAGGUCAUUCUUCUAGACCAGCCGACGAGGCACCUUUUGCUUGCCGUCCUUCUCUCUGGUGCUCUGAGCCGGGUCUGGUCCUCAAUGGAUAUAACAAUCAAUGCACAUUCAGAUGAAGAUGGGAAUUUUGGCUUGGCUGAAGGCACUCAGGUUUCCGUGGCUGAUAUUAGAGAUCUCGCCAAAACACUGGACUUGGCUCGAACUGCCGUAUUCACGACGAAUGAUGAACCCUUUUUGCCCGCUGUCGGGGUAGCUGGUAUUCUUAAACUAUCGGACGAAAUACCCAGUGACGAGCGCUUCAAAGAAACGAGGCUAGCUGCUGAAUAUGGACGGAGGAGACUAGUUCAGCUACUCGGAGAAACUGCGCUGGAAAAGAUCCAAGGGGAACUACCUGACUAUCCUGGUUUACGCGCAGACGCUGUUAACAUGAUGCAGAGAAUUGGGAAACUUAAUCCAGUAUCGUUUCCGAAAGCCAAUGGAUUCUACUCGACGCAUGCUGGUGGAGGCGCUUGUACCGUUUACAUCCACGGAGAUGUGGCUGUCUCAUUUGAUACUGGCCACAUGGCAUUUUUUGCAACAAAUGCCUGGUUACUACUCCGCAUGAGUGAAGUCAAGAAGUUUGUAAUUAUCGUCUCGCACAUUGACUGUGACCAUAUGAACGGAGCAAAAGUACUGCUUGACUACUUGUCCGGCGACAUUCGCUCCUACAAAGUUGAGCUUAUCGCACUAUACUUCAACUCCCCUGGUUCAGGCCACCUAAGUGAAGGUGUCCGUUCAGUGGCAAAAGCAAAAUGUGUGUUCAAGCUAGUGACCGAAAAUCCCGACAAAUUCAACAUUUUGAGAACAGUACAUAUUCCUACAAGUAGCGAUCCCACAAGUAGCGGCUUUGGCAAUUUCGACCAAAAAAUGAAACCUCUGAGCAUUCCGACAAAGGUACUUUAAUCUUGUCAGCUACUAGCAUUGAAUCAUUGCUCAUCCACUUGUAGCUCCAUUGCAAAAAUCCCUGACCCUUCC